Molecule: messenger RNA, 4878 nt
Organism: Sorex araneus (European shrew)
Lineage: Eukaryota; Metazoa; Chordata; Mammalia; Eulipotyphla; Soricidae
Product: aldehyde oxidase 4-like
Exons: 35
Coding region: 76-4089 (1337 amino acids)
Molecular function (GO): oxidoreductase activity; iron ion binding; NAD binding
Source: RefSeq, a predicted model, not a curated record
GUUGUUCUAACCCGUGCUGCUUAUUUUAGGGGGGAACCCUCUCUACUCUGAGCAAGGCAGUUUUUUCCUGGCAGGAUGCCUUCUUUUAAUUCUUCUAAUUCUGAUGAGCUGAUAUUUUUUGUGAAUGGAAGGAAGGUAGUAGAGAAGAAUGCUGAUCCUGAAGUGUAUCUACUACACUACCUGAGGAAAGUCCUCUACCUCACAGGCACCAAGUAUGGCUGCGGAGGAGGAGGCUGUGGUGCCUGCACAGUCAUGAUAUCACGAUAUGACCCCAAGACCAAGAAGAUCCAUCACUAUCCAGUUACAGCAUGCCUAGUACCUAUCUGCUCUCUUUACGGAGUAGCUGUUACCACUGUCGAAGGUGUAGGAAGCAUCAGAACCAGGAUUCACCCUGUGCAGGAAAGACUUGCCAAAUGCCAUGGCACCCAGUGUGGCUUCUGCAGCCCAGGAAUGGUGAUGUCCAUCUACACUCUGCUCAGGAACCACCUGGAACCCACCUCUGACCAGAUCAUGGAAGCUCUUGGAGGAAACUUGUGUCGCUGUACAGGAUACCGGCCAAUUAUAGAAAGUGUAAAAACUUUCAGUGCGGAAUCAAGAGUUUGUCCAAUAAAAGGAUCCGGAGAAUGUUGCAUGGAUCAAGAAGAGAAGUCUUUUGAGAGCGGACCAGAAAAAAUGUGCACCAAACUGUAUAAUAAAGACGAGUUUCAGCCCUUGGAUCCAUCCCAGGAGCCUAUAUUUCCUCCUGAACUGAUAAGAAUGGCUGAAGACCCCAACAAGAAAAGGCUGACAUUCCAAGGGGAAAAGACCAUCUGGAUCACCCCUGUGACCCUAAAUGACCUUCUGGAGAUAAAAGCCAAAUUCCCCAAAGCCCCCCUCAUCAUGGGGAAUACUACAGUAGGACCCAAUAUUAAAUUCAGGGAUGAAUUUCACCCAGUUUUCAUAUCUCCACUCAGCCUUCCAGAAAUGAAUUUUGUGGACAUCACAGAUGACGGGAUAAAAAUAGGUGCAGGAUACACCUUGGCCCAGUUGAAUGAAGCUUUGCAAUUCAUUGUUUCGGAGCAACCAAAGGAGAAGACCAAAACCUACCAUGCUCUCCUGAAGCACCUGAGAACUCUUGCUGGAGCCCAGAUUAAGAAUAUGGCGACUUUAGGAGGACAUGUGGUGAGCAGGCCUAAUUUUUCAGACCUAAAUCCUAUUCUAGCUGCAGGAAAUGCUAUCAUCACUCUGGUAUCUACAGAAGGAGAACGGCAAAUUCCUUUAGAUGGCCCUUACCUUGCAAGAUCACCUGAAGCCAACCUUAAGCCGGAAGAGAUUGUGUUGUCUGUUUUCAUUCCCUACUCUUCUCAGUGGCAGUUUGUGUCAGGACUCCGGCUGGCCCAGCGUCAGGAGAAUGCCUUUGCCAUUGUCAAUGCUGGCAUGAGUGUGAAGUUUGAAGAUGGCACAGACACCAUCAAGGACCUUCAGUUAUUCUAUGGAAGUGUUGGCCCUACAGUUGUGUCUGCGAGUCAGACAUGCAGGCAACUUAUUGGAAAGCAAUGGAAUGAUCAAGUGUUGAGUGAAGCAUGCCGAUUGGUCCUGGAUGAGAUUAACAUUCCACCAGCAGCUGAAGGUGGCAUGGUAGAAUAUAGGCGAGCCCUCAUCAUCAGCUUAUUCUUCAAAUUCUACCUCAAAGUGAGACAAGGACUGAAUAAAAUGGAUCCACAGAAAUUUCCUGAUAUUCCAGAAAAGUUUGUGAGUGCUCUAGAAGAUUUCCCCAUAGAAACACCUGAAGGAAUUCAGAUGUUCCAGUGCGUGGAUCCCUGCCAACCCCUACAAGAUCUAGUUGGUCACCCAGUGAUGCACCAGUCAGCCAUUAAACACACCACAGGGGAAGCUGUGUACAUAGAUGACAUACCUCCCAUUGCCAAAGAACUAUUUCUGUAUGUGGUCACCAGCUCCAGAGCUCAUGCAAAGAUCAUAUCAAUUGAUAUUUCAGAUGCCCUGGCACAUCCAGGUGUUGUUGACGUGAUAAGAGCAGAAGAUGUUCCAGGAGAAAAUAGCCCUCAUGGAGAGAUUUUAUAUGCACAGAAUAAGGUAAUUUGCGUGGGUCAGAUUAUCUGCGCUGUGGCUGCAGAUACCCAUGCUCAUGCAAGAGAAGCUGCAAAAAAAGUGAAGAUUGCUUAUGAGGACAUCGAGCCAAGGAUUAUCACAAUAGAGCAUGCCAUAAAGCACAAUUCAUUUCUUUCUUCUGAGAAAAAAAUUGAGCAAGGAAAUGUAGAGGAAGCCUUUAAACAAGUUGAUCAAAUCAUUGAAGGUGAGGUCCAUGUGGAAGGACAGGAACAUUUUUACAUGGAAACACAAACUAUCCUGACUAUUCCGAAAGAAGAAGAUAAAGAAAUGGUGAUACACGUAGGAACUCAGCAUCCAACACAAGUACAGGAAUUUGUGGCUUUGGCACUAGGUGUCCCAAGGAGUAGAAUCACAUGUCACAUGCGAAGAGCCGGAGGAGCAUUUGGGGGGAAGGUGACCAAGCCUGGAAUACUAGGAGCUAUCUGCGCUGUGGCCUCCUAUAAGACUGGCCGCCCAGUCCGAUUUAUUCUAGAGCGUGGGGAUGAUAUGCUGAUAACUGCUGGCCGCCACCCUCUCCUUGGAAAAUACAAAAUCGGAUUCAUGAACAAUGGCGUAAUCAAAGCUGCUGAUAUUGAAUAUUAUAUCAACGGUGGAUGUACCCCUGAUGAGUCUGAGAUGGUGACAGAAUUCAUCGUGCUGAAAUCAGAAAAUGCCUACUAUAUCCCUAAUUUCCGGUGUCGAUGUAGGGCCUGCAAAACAAAUUUGCCAUCAAAUACCGCCUUUCGAGGAUUUGGCUUCCCUCAGGGCACAGUGGUAGCUGAAGCUUAUGUAACUGCUGUGGCAUCUCAAUGUAACUUACUCCCUGAAGAGGUGAAAGAAAUAAACAUGUAUAAGACAAUUAGCAAAACAGCCUUUAAGGAGACGUUUGAUCCAGCACCCCUGAGAAAAUGCUGGAAGGAGUGUUUAGAGAAAUCUUCAUUCUAUAGCAGGAAACGGAUUGCUGAGGAAUUUAACAAAAAAAAUUACUGGAAAAAGAGGGGACUUGCAGUGGUUCCCAUGAAAUUUACCAUUGGGGUUCCUGUGGGCUACUUCCAGCAGGCAGCUGCUCUAGUCCACAUCUAUCUCGAUGGCUCAGUCUUAGUGACACACGGAGGCUGUGAAUUGGGACAAGGACUUCACACCAAAAUGAUUCAGGUUGUGAGCCGAGAAUUGAACAUUGACAAGUCAUACGUACACCUGGCUGAGACCAGCACGCUCACCGUGCCCAAUGCUGUCUUCACUGCAGGCUCCAUGGGCACAGACAUCUUUGGGAAGGCUGUGCAGAAUGCCUGCCAAAUUCUUAUGUCCCGUCUUCAGCCAGUAAUGAAGAAAAACCCUAAAGGAAAAUGGGAGGAUUGGGUUGCAAAAGCUUUUGAAGAGUCCAUCAAUCUUUCAACAACUGGAUAUUUCAAAGGCUACCAGACAUACAUGGACUGGGAGAAGGAGGAAGGUAAACCUUAUCCAUAUUGGGUUUAUGGAGCAGCCUGUUCUGAAGUGGAAAUCGACUGUCUGACUGGGGCAUACAAGCAACGUAGGACCGAUAUCUUCAUGGAUGCUGCUUUCAGCAUAAACCCAGCCCUGGAUAUUGGACAGAUUGAAGGAGCAUUUAUCCAAGGCAUGGGAUUAUAUACCACAGAAGAACUGAAAUACUCCCCAGAAGGUGUGCUUUAUUCUCGGGGUCCAGAUGACUACAAAAUCCCCACUGUCACCGAGAUACCAGAAGAGUUUUUUGUCACUUUGGUGCAUUCCCGCAAUCCCAUAGCCAUCUACUCAUCCAAGGGAUUAGGUGAGGCUGGAAUGUUUAUGGGAUCUUCCGUGUUAUUCGCCAUCUAUGAUGCAGUGUCUGCUGCCCGAAGAGAGAGGGGCUUGACCAAGACUUUCACACUGAGUAGCCCUGUAACUCCAGAGCUGGUCAGAAUGACUUGUGUGGAUCAGUUUACAGGCAUGAUUCCCAGAGAUGACCCUUCAACAUUUACACCUUGGUCCAUUCAUGUGUCUUAAUUCUAUAUUUUCUUAGAAAAUGAAAGAAUAUAUGGUUAGCCUUAACAUUUUCAAAUCAAAGCAAACUAUAGAUUGGUUCCCAAUGUCAAAGGUGAUUUUAGAAAAUUUCAAUUCUUCUCUGUAGUUUAGGUUUAUACUUUAUGAUUAAGUUUUAGCAUGCAAUUUUUUUAUCAAAGGGCAUAAUGAGAUUUAGAAUGGAAAAAAACUACUCCUUUUGUUUGCAUUAUUAUCCUGAAGAUCUAUAUUAUUAUUUUAUUAAGUAUGAUGACAUUUUCAUUACCCUGCACCAACUCAAGAGAGACUGCUCAAGUAUUUCUUCUACAGAAAUCUCAGUCUCAAAAAAUACCCACCACUACAAACUAUCCUUGUUGGAACCCCCAAAACCUGUGGUAACCUACCGAUAUUGUUACCUAACAAUGUAGGUAACAAUAUACCUACCUAUAUUGUUAUCUAACAAUGUAAGUAACAAUAUAAUCAUGGAUUCAGUUCUACUGCCACUCAGGAGGCCAAUCAUAUGAGACAAACAGUGGAAGAUAGAAAAAGAGCUCUAUUGACUACAAGCUAGCAGUUUGAUGAUGGUGGACUCGCACCUUCAAAGCAACCCCUUUUAUCUAUAUCCUCACAAAAAAACAGUUUUAUAGGAAAAAGGACAUGGAAGCAUUGUUUUAGGAGGGGAGGGGGGCUAUUGACUGGUAGAUGCCAGGAUGAUCAAUGAAUUCAUUCAUGGGCUGGUCUCCUGACACGCAUUUCUGAUGUAACUGCAAAUAAAGAUUUCUGAUGAAGGUUUCA